AUGAUUCAAGACGAAGAAUAUGAACAACUGGUGAUGACCUCGGGGCGUAUAAAAGCCCUGGGGUUCAAACCUCAGAAAGAAAUGCUUACAAAUCACCUCUUACCAUAUGCUUCUGAGCUGGAUGAAGAAUCUACAAAAUUUCUUGAGCAAGUGAAGACAAAUCUGGCUAAGGCGGUCAUGUUACGAGAAAUGAAGCCGUCUUGCGGUGUAUGGUCAUCAAGGCUUCUUAAAUAUAUUAGAAUUUAUGGAUUGAAAUUUUCAAAAGAAGAUCACAUUGCUUUUAUCAAAUUGGCAUAUGAGCUUGUCCUCAUACCAGAUCUUGAGCCAUGCAAGAUUCAUAAGUUUGCAACAUUGUUCAUGAUGCUAACAAAGAAAAGGUAUUUGAUUUCCCCUGAUGAGCUAACCAUUCCAUGGCGACCACUCUAUGAUAUGGGAAAAAAGAUAUUUGAUAAAAGUGAAACAGCCUUAGGAAUGUAUCAUUAUUUAGGGCAAAAUUCUGAGAAACGAGAGGUCAAUAUGAUUGAAGUGAUUCGAAAAUUCCUGUCUGGUUAUGGGUUAGAUGACGCCCUUAAUCUAUUUGGACUUUCGGCACAAGAUGAAAGCGAACUGCCAAUGUCACUGGAAGCAUCUUACAUUGCAAUGGUUAAUUCCGCCAAACCCUAUUUUGAAUUGAAUGCAACAAAAGAGAUCCUAGAGGAAUUAUUGCCUCAGUUCUCACCGUGGGCCACGGAUGCUCAUGUUGUGUCCCAGUUAGCGUUUUAUCUGCCGGUGACAUUGCCACCGCAUAAAGCAGAAUUCGGCCAUAAACUGUGGUUUGAUAAACUCAUGGAUUUAUGGGACACCUGCUACAAUUCACAAUCUGGCAUUAAUGAAUUUAUAAUGCCGUUUGCAGAAUUGGCUAAGCGAAAUCCAGGUGCAGUGGACUGGACCCCACAUGUUCCCAAAAUGUUCAUGUACAUUCUUCACUCACUGAACUUGCCAGUCAGCUAUAAGGAUAUUCAGUUUGCUAAAAACCAUAGCCUAGACAUCAAACACGUCGCGACGUGGAUUGUUUGGAAUAUCAAUCCUAACGGUGUGGUGCUGAAGCACCUGAAGAGUUUCAUGGCGGCAGUCGAGAGUUUUUUACACAGCGCGAACUCAGGGCGCUGGUCUUUUAAACUAAGGGACCUACUUAGGAAGUUAACUCGGGAAUUUCUAAGCAGAGUGCGCCGGGAGCGCGAAAUCAGGCGCAAAGAGAGCUGGGAGAACAAGACCCCGGAAGACUUAAAGCUUAGGGACGAGGAUAUAACGGAUUUCGUUAAAAUAGCGCUCGAGCCCACGCUGCUAGCGGUGUACGGUCGAAGCGGUUCUCUCGACGUGUCCACGGCUUUGCUGAACCUGGCCACGUUGCGGCCGGCCAUUGUGAUACCCCCCCUACUAGAAAAAUUAAGGACGUCGCUAACAUCACUAACGGAGCCUCAUAGGGUUACGGCUGCCAUGUCGGCGGUGGCCGCAGUGGCUAGGCCGAUGCUGAGGGGUGCAGACUACGGCUACCCAGAAGGGCCCACCCACGCGGUGCCCAUCCUGAUAGCCGUCCUCCCGGGCCUCGACCCAAAUGACCUGAAGAAGACGUUAGUCACCUUGCACUUCAUACUUAUCUUCAGCACAAUGAUGCCGUACAUAGACUGCAGCUCCGCGCACGAGCACUGGCCCGACCUAACCGACGAGGAGUUGCUCGUCUGCGAGUCCACCGCACAGUUCGAGGACUUCGUGCUGGUGUUUCUGGACCGGCUGUUCGUCAUCAUCGAGUCGAGCGUGAUGGAGCAGGCGCGUUUGGACACGAAAGACCUGGACGGCAUGCGGAGCAAGACGGACGCCGUGGUGGAGACAGCGAUCUCGUCGGCGGCCACCAGCGUGCUGAUGCAGUGCUCCCCUAAGAUAUUCAGAGAGGCGCUGAGGAAGUUCAAGUCGUUCGCAACAGAGUCGACUUUCGAGACGAACGUUUCGGGGAGCAUGGUGGGCGUGCUGCUGCGCGUCUUCUCGCGUGUCGACGCGGAGGCGACGCUCGCCGCUUUCAUGCCGGAAAUCUGCCGCGAUAUCCUCGAACUACUGGCGACGGACGAGGCCCUCCGCGAGGAGAACCAGCCGCGCGACGUCGUCUACCGGCUGGUGCUGCUGAUGAACGUCUCGCAGUGCGACGGCACGGCGCUACUCAAGUACAUGCCCGAGCUGAUACCGGUGCUGGACAGGAUCCUGAGGAUCCACUCGAAGUACGCGCUGACGCGCGCCUGCGAGGUGCUCAGCGGGGUGUUCUACUCGCUGUCGCACGUGGAGCUGAAGGACACUAGGAGCUCGCCGCACGACUACGGCGAGGCGCCGGCGAAGUGGCUGCCGAUACGCGAGUGGGGCCGCGGCUAUUUGCUCAAGGACACGAAGCUGAAGUGGCACGUGCCAAGCGAGGAGGAGGCGGCCUGCGCCCAGACGCUGCUGGACCGCUACCUGGUGCCGGAGGUGGCGAGGCUGCGCCAGUGGCUCAGCGGCGAGCGGCCCAUGUGCCGCGACCGUAAGCUGAGGAGCUUCACCAUAAUCAACGCGACCCUCGCCGCCGGCAAGCUGCUCCCGCAGUGCGACGGGGAGCCGGUCGUUCUGACGGAGUCGCUAGUGCCGGCGACGAGCUUGCCUUUCACGACGGGCGUGAAACACGCCGUCACGCUGGGCGGCCGCAACGUGCGUGCAGAAAUCACCAAGCUACUGCUCGCCGUGCAGGCGCGGAUGCUCGCCGCUAAUACGGACGAGACGCGCGGCCUGGAGAUGCUCACGCAGCUGUGGGAGCGGGUGGUGACCGUGAAGGUGACGCGCAACGCCUUCGGGCUCGAGGCGCGGCUGCGCUCGUACAGCGCGCUAGAGCGGGCGCUGGACGGGCGCGGCGCGGGCGGCGGCACCAGCGCGGCGGAGGCCAAGCUGCGCGCGCUGCUCGCCGACCUAGCUAAGCUGCAGGACGACUCGCGGCUCGACCUCGUCUGCGAUGCGGGCAUCACGCCCUCCGCCCUCGACGCCCUGCAUGCCCUCUACGAGCUCUCCGUCAACACCUACAGCUCGGUCCGUAUGCUGGCACAAGUCCGUCUGUACUGGAUGCUGAGCCACUACCCAUACUCUUAUCGUGCCCUGGUUCCCAAACUGGUGGACUUACUGGAGGCUGGCGGUGAAGGCGACGAAUGGCACGCGAAACACAAAGGGGCGCUCUACAUCAUGCUGGGUCCUAGAUCUGGACCGCUUAUAGCCAAGCAGGGCUGGCGGAUAGUCCGUUCGCUCUGGCUGGCCGUUCUCAAGGCCCCGCUCAGCGAAAAGCCCAGUAUAUUAAAAUUAGAGCAAGCAAUCGGCGAAACCCUCCAUAGACAAUUCCCGACGGUGAACACGCGCCUAACUAUGUCGCAGUCCGCCAUCGAUUGCGCGAAACAGUUUCUUAACAAUAGUCAACUGUGCGAGCCGCAUUUCGCGGAAAUGCUCAGCAAGGCGGAGGCAAGGGAAAUUGAAGUGUCCGACAAAACGGAGAAGGCAUACAGAGAUUUCAUAGAGGAUAUGAUCGAUAUAGCCGAAUCGCCUAACGUGCCGUGGCGGCGGCUGGAGCUGGUGAUGCAGAUGCUCGCGUGCGCGUCGUCCGUGCAGACGGCGUACCCGGCGCGCGCGGUGCGCCACGUGACGCGCGCCCUGCUGCACGACGACAUCGCGGUGCGCCGCUCCGCGCAGCGCCUCGUCGCCUACGCGCUCAAGCAGCGCCAGCGGCGCGCCGCCAAGCUCACCGUCGACCCGUACGCCCUCGCCGGCGCGCCCACGCCCGAGGAGCACGUGCCGGGAUACAGAAAAGAUCUUGAGUUUGCACUGUGGUCAAAGGACUAUGUCCCAAACAGUGAUGAGGAAUGGAACAAGCCGUUUCUAAGAAAUUCUACUUACGGCUUCUAUGCUUGGCCUAAAAAGCUUAAGGUGGCAGCACCGUGUACUGAGCAGUUUUGCUACACCGAGCUGAAAGUGGAAGAUAUGGAGGAGGGCGAACGGCAUCUGUUCGAGUUCUUCUAUGACGACGCGAACCUCGAACGUCUGGUCGGCUUCCUCACGGUGGAGGAGAAGAAGGGAAAAGACAAAUUCAACGGGAUACGAUUCGUUAUAUACAAGCUGCUGUUCUCGCAGUUCGGCGAGCGCGUGGCGGACAAGCUGCUCGCGCACGCGCUGCGCCACGCCGCCGAGAGGCAGGAGGCGCCGCAGCGCUUCGCCGCCGAGGUGGCCUCCGCCGCGCUGCCCGCCGCGCGCUACUGGCCGCGCGCGCGCGCGCAGGCGCUGCACCGCUCCGCCCUCGCCGUCAUCAAGGCCGGCCUAACCGCCGUGAUGGCGGAGACGACGGACUACUGGGGCACGUGCGUGGCGACGGGCGCGGACAAGAUGGACCCGCGCCGCGGCGCGGACUUCCUCAACGGGCUGCUGGAGUUCUGCGCGCCGCAGAAGGGCGACGGCGGCACCGACCGGGACCAGCACGCCUCGUUGGUGGUGUGCGCGCGGCUCUUCGUGCUGCAGGGUGUAUUGGGGACGCUAACGUGGCGGGUGGCGCCUUACGCUGCCGAGUUGUUGAGGAGAUUGGAAUCGACCAACUUCAUUCAGCACCCCUAUCAAAACGUCCGGGACACUGUAGGCAGCAUCCUGAUGUCGAUCUUCGACACUGAACUGGUGUUCCCCGGCGGUGACAGCGGUCCCGCACCCAGACUCGAGGAGUUCCUCGAGUCCAUACGCCCCAGACUCGCCGCCCUGUACGAUGAGAACGGCGAUUUCCUUACAAGGCUUCGUAACUUUCAUGUAGUGGUGAAGAGCGUGUCGUCCAACCCGCUGGCGGGCAGCCCGCCCGGGGACGUGGAGAUCGUGGAGCAACUCGCACCGGGGCCCUCCAUGGCGCGCGCCGCCCAUCCCAACGAUGACGAAUCGCAGCUGACGCAAGAAGUGUCGGCGGCGAGCGGAAGCGGCCAAUGUGAGGAGGGAGAGAGUGAGGAGACCGACACGGAAGCGGAGUUGAUCGACGAGGAGAUCGGGGCGAUGCCCGACAUGCGCAAGAAGACCGCUCUGCGCUUGAGCAGCGAGGUGCCGCCGGUGCCCUCCCCCUCUCCCGCCCCCGCCGCAGCCGCCGCGCCCAUCUUCGCGCCCUGCGACCACGCCAACACCGUCAACCUGCUCACGACUGUGCUGCGCGGCUGCAUGGGCCUCGCGGUGCGCGGCGCGAGCGGCCACAUGUCGGCGCAGUACUCGAUCGUGGGCACCGUUUGCGCGGCGGCCGCGCGCGGGCCUCUGCAGCCGCACGAGGAGCUGGGCCGCGCGGCGGGCGAGCUGCUCGCCGCGCUCGGCGGGGCGCCCCACUCGCCCGCCGAGUUCGAGGCGGCCCUUCAAGCGCUGCUGGCGCUGCCCGCCGCGCGCUCCUGGUGGACGCGCCUCGCGGGCCUCGAGCUCGCGCAGCCGCUGCUCUUCUACGGGCUGCCGAUGCUCUGCGAGCGGCCCGGCAGCGCCGUGCGCGCGGAGGCCUACGCGCAGACGCUGAUGCGCGACCGCCGGCUCGAGGUGCGACAGACGGCGGCGAAGCUGCUCACCGGGCUGAUGCACUGCCGCGCGCUGCCCAACGAGGAUGAGACGCUGGACUCGCUGAUGAGCAGCUGCCGCUCUGGCGCGCCGGUGGAGCGGCAUUGCGGUGUGCUAGGGCUGUGCGCGUACCUCGCCUCGCGGCCGUACGGCAUCGGCCCUCGGCUGGGCGACGUGCUGGCCGAACUCGCGCGCCACACCAGCGCCCCCGACCCCGUGCCGGCGACCAUCCGCGCGGCCCUGGCCGACUUCCGCCGCACCCACCAGGACGAGUGGCCGCAGCACCGCGAGCGCCUCACCGAGGAGGAGCUCGACCUGCUCUCCGACCUCACCUCGCCGCCCUCCUACUUCGCC
Messenger RNA from Iphiclides podalirius (scarce swallowtail), 5943 nucleotides. The record is from the annotation of a GenBank genome assembly. NCBI's taxonomy places the organism in Eukaryota, Metazoa, Arthropoda, Insecta, Lepidoptera, Papilionidae.